Molecule: messenger RNA, 396 nt
Organism: Strongyloides ratti
Lineage: Eukaryota; Metazoa; Nematoda; Chromadorea; Rhabditida; Strongyloididae
Exons: 1
Coding region: 1-396 (131 amino acids)
Source: RefSeq, a predicted model, not a curated record
AUGUUACCGAAUUUAAUCAAUGAAAAAAUUCGCCACAUCUUUGAAAUACCAGAAGAAAUAAAUAUUCCUAAUGAUGUUACAACAAAAAUAUCAAACAAAUUACUACAGAUGUUUGUAAAAAAUUCAGAGAAAAAUACAACUAACAGUAUAGUUAUAUCGUUAGAUGAAGAAAAUAUCCCUAGUAACAGUAAAACAUCUAAUUAUUUAAAAAACAUAUUAAAAGAAAAAUUACUAUGUGAUGAUGAAGAUAAUAACCUUAGCAAUUAUCAACAAUACACAAACACAAACAACACAAAUGAUGCUUCAGAAAAAUUACGUAAAAUAUUUGAAGAAAAAACAUAUACUGAUGAUGAAAUAUAUGCAAUAUCGUCCGAUAUCCAAUCUGACAUGAAUUGA